UUGCAGUCUGGCAACUCUACACAGCUAACUAAAAACGUGUGGGUUUUGCAUUUGUGUUUUAUACCAUUAAUAGACAGUUAAAAUUGGGAAACUCGAAGCAAGCAACUCGAAACAGACAUCAAAAUGUCCACGACACACAAGCAGCGUUAUAAAAAUGCCUCUCUAGACUCUACUGAGAUGCGACGCAGACGCGAAGAGGUCGGCAUACAACUCCGUAAAAUCAAACGGGAACAACAGCUCUCAAAGCGACGAAAUGUUGUCUUGGAGCCAACUCCAUCGAGUACCUCGGGCGACGGUGUGGAAGGCAGCAGCAGCGACCAACAGCUCCAAUCCAACGAUAUGCACAUGGCAGACAGCAGCGGGCAAUGCCCUAACAUGGGUAGCAUGGCAGCACGUGGAGUUUCACAGCAACAGGAGGUACAAUCAACAAUAUCCGAAUCGAUGAUACAAAUGCUAUACAGCGACGUAGAGAGCGAUCAGCUGGAAGCGACACAAAAGUUUCGCAAGCUGCUCUCCCGUGAUCCCAAUCCACCCAUUGAGGAGGUUAUUGAAAAGGGCAUUGUACCGCGAUUUGUUACUUUCUUGCGCCUAAGCACGAAUGCCACGUUGCAAUUUGAAGCCGCCUGGACGCUUACAAACAUUGCCUCAGGCACCUCACAGCAGACAAAGAUCGUUAUUGAGGCUGACGCCGUGCCCAUUUUUAUUGAGCUCUUGUCCAGCCCUCACGAUGAUGUGCAGGAGCAAGCUGUCUGGGCGUUAGGCAACAUCGCUGGCGAUUCACCCACAUGCCGUGAUCAUCUGCUUAGUUCAGGCAUUCUUUUACCACUAUUACAUGUGCUGACUACUUCGGACCGAAUAUCAAUGAUACGCAAUGCGGUGUGGACGCUUUCAAAUCUGUGUCGUGGCAAGAAUCCGCCUGCUGAUUUUUCUAAAAUUAAGCACGGUCUGCCUAUAUUGGCGCGACUGCUGAAGUACACUGACGGCGAUGUGUUGAGCGAUACUUGCUGGGCCAUAAGCUAUCUAUCAGAUGGACCCAAUGAUAAAAUACAGGCUGUAAUUGAUGCUGGCGUGUGUAGACGUCUUGUCGAGCUGCUUUUGCAUCCACAACAAAAUGUCAGCACGGCAGCUUUACGAGCUGUGGGUAAUAUUGUUACCGGCGAUGAUCAGCAGACCCAAGUGAUAUUGAGCUAUAAUGCCUUGCCGUGCAUUAGUCAUUUAUUAAACUCUCCGGUGGAAACAAUUAAAAAGGAAUCUUGUUGGACCAUUUCAAAUAUUGCGGCCGGCAAUCGCGAACAGAUACAGGCUAUUAUCAAUGCUAAUAUAUUCCCCCAGCUGAAGAGCAUCAUGCAUACGGCAGACUUUAAGACACGCAAGGAGGCUGCCUGGGCCAUAACAAAUGCCACCAGCAGUGGCACCUCGGAACAGAUACAUUAUCUUGUGCAAAUUGGCUGUGUGUCGCCCAUGUGUGAAUUCCUCACAGUCGUCGACUCGGACGUCGUUCAAGUAGCACUCAAUGCGCUUGAAAAUAUUCUCAAAGCGGGUGAAAAGUUUCCGGUGCGACCUAAUCCUUACGCUAUGACCAUUGAAGAAUGUGGAGGGUUGGACAAAAUAGAAUAUCUGCAGGCGCACGAGAACCGCGACAUAUAUCAGAAAUCAUUUAACAUUCUGGAACAAUACUUUGGCAAUGAGGAGGAGGAUACGCGUGUGGCGCCAGUGGAGGGAAAUCAACAAUAUGAGUUCAAUGCACACAAUAUGCCUGAUGGGGGCUUUAAUUUCUAGCAUGACAUUCAGAUUGAGAUUAGAAAGGAAGCUAUAGCUAUAGAUAGAAAGAUCCUAUGCACGGGUGAUGAUAGACGAAGCAGCCGCAGUAAUGAUGAUAAGUUGGAUUAUGGUCGUCAGUGUGCAGUCAUUAGCAUUUAAGUCAAGUCGAGCCCGACAUUUGUUUCAUGUUCUUGUUUUCCUUUGUUAUGCAUACUCUUAUUAACAUUAACAUUAAUAUUAUUUGCGAAUGCAACUGCUGUAUUGUAAA
Molecule: messenger RNA, 2029 nt
Organism: Drosophila busckii
Lineage: Eukaryota; Metazoa; Arthropoda; Insecta; Diptera; Drosophilidae
Gene: Kap-alpha1
Product: importin subunit alpha-7
Exons: 5
Coding region: 124-1779 (551 amino acids)
Biological process (GO): NLS-bearing protein import into nucleus
Cellular component (GO): nucleoplasm; cytoplasm; nucleus
Molecular function (GO): protein binding; nuclear import signal receptor activity
Source: RefSeq, a predicted model, not a curated record